AUGUUUUCAUACGAGCAAAGACUCAAAACCUUUAUUAAUAAAAAAUGGCCUACCAAAGAUUAUAAAAGUAAUCCACAAUUAAUGGCCAUAUGUGGUUACAUUUGUAAGUCUACAUCUUCAAAUUUAGCAGCAAUGUGUGUUUAUUGUAAAAAACAUUUAGAAGGAUGGGAGAAAUCGGACGUGCCUAUUUUAGAACACUAUUCGCAUAAAAAAGAUUGCAUUUUAUUUUCUCCUCAUAAACUUGCACUAAACAAUAAACCUUCAUUUAUAAGAUACGAUUUAAAAGAUGGCAUGCCUUUUGAAUUUUGUUACAAAUGUGGAUCAAUUGAUACAUUACAUAACUGUACAGUGACAAAGAAAUACAAACUUAGCCUAAAAAAAUCUUCAGAAUUCUUUUUUAUUAGACUUAUUAGUGGCGAAUAUAACGAUAUUAUAGAUCUAUAUUUGUCUAAAACACUCUAUCUAUCUUUGGACAUAAAAGAUAUUUUUAGGACGAUUUUAGAAAAUCAUUAUGUGUCUUAUUUUCCUUUUAAAACAGUAAAAGAGCUAAUAAGUGAAUUUAUAAACAAUGAGAUACAAGCCAUGAAUGAUAAAAUAACUAAUGAAAUAGAAGAAUAUAAAAAUAAAUAUCUUUAA
This is a messenger RNA of Vairimorpha ceranae, 636 nucleotides long. Its product is annotated as baculoviral iap repeat-containing 5b. NCBI's taxonomy places the organism in Eukaryota, Fungi, Microsporidia, Nosematidae. Bases 1 to 636 code for a protein of 211 amino acids. The record is from RefSeq and is a predicted model, not a curated record. The transcript has a single exon.